Molecule: messenger RNA, 486 nt
Organism: Dothidotthia symphoricarpi CBS 119687
Lineage: Eukaryota; Fungi; Ascomycota; Dothideomycetes; Pleosporales; Dothidotthiaceae
Product: monothiol glutaredoxin-5, mitochondrial precursor
Exons: 3
Coding region: 1-474 (157 amino acids)
Source: RefSeq, a predicted model, not a curated record
AUGUUUCCAAGACGCGCAAUUCCCUCGGCUUUCCGCGCUGCGACCCGCGCAAGCACAGCUCGGCCCCUCGCCGCCACACGCUUUCUCACGCCCUUCCAAGCACGACUCUUGUCCGAUGAAGUCCGCUCGGCAAUCGAUAAGGCUGUCGGCUCAUCACCUGUUGUUCUGUUCAUGAAGGGCACACCAGAGACACCACAAUGUGGAUUCUCAAGAGCUAGCAUACAGAUCUUGGGCAUGCAGGGUGUAGAUCCGGACAAGUUUACUGCCUUCAAUGUGCUGGAGGAUAGCGAUUUGAGGUCAGGAAUCAAAGAAUACUCAGAAUGGCCGACGAUACCCCAGCUCUACGUUGACAAGGAGUUUAUUGGCGGUUGCGAUAUCCUUAUGACAAUGCAUCAGGACGGUUCGUUGGCGAAAAUGCUGGAAGAGAAGGGCGUUGUUGUGCCCGCGGAGGGUGAGGCGGAGCCGCCAAAAUAAGCCUGCGCGUUU